AUGGGAACUUGCUGGCCUUUCACACCUAUUGUAGUUUUUGUAGUAUUUCUUGCUUUGUCAAUCUCAUUCAAAACAGCAAAUUCAGACCCUCAAACCAAAUUUAUAAUUCAGGGAUGCAGCCAGUACAAUGUUACUGAUAUCAAUGAUUUCUUCAUCAAUCUCAAUUCCAGUUUCGCUGAUCUCAGAAACCAGAUAUCACAAGAGAAGAAGCAUUUUGCUACCACAAACCACCCUGUUUAUGCCCUGUUUCAGUGCAGGAAUUACCUUUCCAAUGCAGAUUGUCUUUCCUGUUACGAUACCGCUGUUCCCAAGAUCAGGAAAUGUGCUAAUGCUAAUGGAGCUCGUGUUUUAUAUGAUGGCUGCUUCUUAAGGUACGAGAGUACGGUUUUCUAUGACCAGACCACUCAACAAGGAAAUGCUCAGACAUGCAGCAGCAAAAAUGCAUCACAGCCAGCUAUUUUUCAAAAUCAGACACAAGCUUUGUUACAAGAUCUACUACUCGCAACGCCGAGAAUUAAUGGAUUCUAUGCUGCAUCGAAGAGGCAAUUGGGCAAUAGUAACAAUUCAGUUUAUGCAAUGGCCCAAUGUGCUGAAACAGUCACCCCAACUGGCUGUCAAGUCUGCCUGAGGGUGGCUUAUGGCAAUAUGCAAGGCUGUAUAGCGAAAAUCGAAGGAAGAGCUUAUGAUGCUGGGUGUUUUAUGAGGUACUCAGCUACUCCUUUUUUCGCCGAUAACCAGACAACCAACAUCAAACCUUAUCUAAGAGCACAAGGAGGGAGCUCAAUCAAGACAAAAGCAAUCAUUGUCGGAGUUGUUGGUGGUGUUGGCAUUUUCCUACUUAUUAUUCUUGCUUCAUUGUUAUGGUAUCAACUAUACAGAAAACCGAAGAAAAUUCAGAAAGGUAAUAUCUUGGGAUCAACGGAACUGCAAGGUCCAGUAGUCUACAGCUACAAGGCUCUGAAAUCAGCAACAAAAGAUUUCAGCGAAGAAAAUAAACUUGGAGAAGGUGGUUUUGGUGAGGUGUUCAAGGGCACAUUGGCAAAUGGUAACGUUGUUGCUGUCAAGAAGCUUAGCCUAAGUUCAGACAGGGUAAAAGCAGAGUUCGAGAGUGAAGUCAGACUGAUUAGUAAUGUUCACCAUCGGAAUCUUGUUCGCCUUCUAGGUUGUGCUGACAAAGGGGCUGAGCUGCUCCUUGUUUACGAGUACAUGGCAAACGGAAGCUUGGAUAGAUAUCUAUACGGAAAGAACAAAGGAUAUCUCAAUUGGAAGCAGCGGUUUAACAUAAUAUUUGAUGAUGAUUUUCAGCCUAAGAUUGCUGAUUUUGGAUUGGCAAAGCUUAUGCCUGAAGAUCGGAGUCAUUUGAGCACCAGAUUUGCUGGUACCUUGGGUUACACAGCACCAGAAUAUGCAACUCAAGGGCAUUUGACAGAGAAAGUUGAUACUUACAGCUUCGGUAUUGUAACACUAGAAAUAAUCAGCGGCCUAAGAUGCAACAUGAAAGUGGAGCCUGAGAGUGAGUUUCUUCUUGGGCAGGCAUGCAAGCUGUAUGAAAUCGGCGAGCAACUUCAAUUGGUGGACGAGACAAUGGACCCUAAUGACUACGAUGCUGCAGAAGUGAAGAAAGUGAUAGAGAUCGCGAUGUUAUGUGUUCAGUCACAACCUUCUGAGAGACCUACCAUGUCUGAGGUAGUUGUGAUGCUGUCAAGUGAUCAGUCAAUCGAGCAUCGUCGCCUUUCUUCUGAUAGUAUUGAUCAGAAGGUUUACACAUCAUACUCCAAUGCCACAGCCUCUUUCACUGUCUUCACUGGUCGAUAA
Molecule: messenger RNA, 1815 nt
Organism: Oldenlandia corymbosa var. corymbosa
Lineage: Eukaryota; Viridiplantae; Streptophyta; Magnoliopsida; Gentianales; Rubiaceae
Source: the annotation of a GenBank genome assembly